Molecule: messenger RNA, 5346 nt
Organism: Hypomesus transpacificus
Lineage: Eukaryota; Metazoa; Chordata; Actinopteri; Osmeriformes; Osmeridae
Product: lactase-phlorizin hydrolase-like
Exons: 13
Coding region: 1-5346 (1781 amino acids)
Biological process (GO): carbohydrate metabolic process
Molecular function (GO): hydrolase activity, hydrolyzing O-glycosyl compounds
Source: RefSeq, a predicted model, not a curated record
AUGUAUCUGUGGAGGUUUCUCUCCCUUUACCUGCUUGGAAUCUAUAGCUGCCUUUGUUAUGAAGAGAAUGGAGAACAGCACUUCAUGCUACUGGCAGGACCCCUCACCACCCAGCUAGAGAAGGACGACAACCUGAAUGUCUUUGACUGCAGUCGUCCUCUUCCAGCGGACACCAGAGACUACUUCCACCUCCUCCGGAGCAGGGGGGCGACUCACUUUAAAGUGCCCCUGUCCUGGACUCACCUCCUGCCCUCAGGCCUCCCCAGUCAGCCUGAUGACGCUGUGGUGAGCUGCUACCGGACCCUGCUUGAACAGCUGGUAGACUCAGGCCUCCAGCCCCUGGUGGUUUUACAUCGCUCUGCUGUGCCAGAAGCCCUCCGGCCCAGCUAUGGGGGCUGGGAGAACCCCGCUCUUCCCAAGAUCUUUGAGCAGUUUGCUGAAUACACCUUCCUGGAGUUUGGAGGGCUUUCCCGCUGUUGGAUGACACUGAGCCACCUUGAUGAACUGGAAGAUGCAGGACUCCAAAAUGCGCUCUACGCCCAUGCCAAUAUCUAUCAUCUUUACCAUCGCAUGUUUCCUGGCAAAGAAGAUAUUUCACACAGCACGGAAUCAAUUGACAAGAUUACCUCAACUGUGUCCUCAAAUUACCAUGCAGUCUGGAAAAAGUUUCGUUCUGUUUCCUUAAAUGAGAGAGAUGAAUUCCUGAAUGAGUCGUUCCCUUCAGGCUUCCAGUGGGCUACUUCCAGUGAGUCCUUCAAGGUUGAGGGUGGCUGGUCUGAAGAUGGGAAGGCGGAGACAAUCUGGGACCGUUAUGGCCAUGAGAACAGAGUCUUUCAGAGUCAGACGGCUGACCUUGCCUGUGACAGUUACCACAAAGUGGAGUAUGAUGUGCACCUGCUCCGAGGUCUCCAAGUAAACACCUACCAGUUCUCCAUCUCCUGGGCCCGCAUUUUCCCCUCCGGCCACCAGGGGGGCCAUUCUGAGAAAGGAGCUCUGUACUACGACAAGCUGGUCAACGCUCUGAUUGAGUCUGGCAUUGAACCUGCUGUCACCUUGCACCACUGGGACCUUCCUCAAGCUCUCCAAGACUGUGGAGGAUGGACCAAUGCCUCCAUCAUAGAAGCCUUUAAAGACUACGUUGACUUUUGCUUCUCUAGGUUUGGAGACAGGGUUAAGACAUGGAACACCUUCAGCAGCCCCUGGGUGGUGAGUCAUGCUGGGUAUGGAAUGGGACAGCAUCCUCCUGGAAUGAAGGACUAUGUGGUCUCGUCAUACCAGGCUACUCACAACAUGCUGAAGUCACAUGCUGAAGCCUGGCAUGUUUACAAUGAUGUGUACCGAAUGCAGCAGGGAGGCAAAGUGGGCAUCGCCCUGAACUCUGACUGGGCUGAACCUCUCGACCCCUCCAAACAUGAAGAUCUCACAGCUGCUGAUCGUUACCUGCAGUUCAUGCUGGGCUGGUUCGCACAUCCCAUAUUUGUGAAUGGAGACUAUCCUGCAUCGCUCAAGGCCCAAAUCGAACAGAAAAGGCGUGACUGUUCCGAUUCUGAACCUGCCAGACUUCCUGUUUUCACUUCUGCAGAAAGCGAACGCAUUGCUGGGACGGCUGAUUUCCUGGGACUGAACCAUUACACGUCCAGACGAGUCAACAGCAGUGCUGGUGGCUGCUUCCCUGGACCACAAGCAGUGGGGGACUUCCAGGCCCAUAUUGACUCCUCCUGGUCAGCUACGGUGUCUGACUGGAUCCGCCCUGUACCAUGGGGUCUACGUAGACUACUUAGCUAUGUCUCGUCAGAGUAUCUAGGUGUCACCAAGGUUCCAGUCUAUAUAACAGGCAACGGAGUGCCUACAGGCAACACGCUCGAGGAUGUAGAUCGCAUAGAGUAUUUGAAGAGAUACAUCAAUGAGGCACUGAAAGCAAUCCGUUUAGAUGGAGUGGAUGUGCAACGGUUUACAGUGCAGUCUCUGAUGGAUGGUUUUGAGGGGCCUCCAGGCUACAGUGAGAGGUUCGGACUGCACUACGUCAACUUUGGGAAUCCUGACAGGCCCAGGACUUCGAAACAGUCUGCCUAUUUCUACUCAGAAAUCAUUAAGAGAAACGGUUUUGCCAGUACAAUAGGUUUUCCUCUUCCACUGAAAUCAAACAAAUUUACGACAACGACACAGCAAUCUAAUCGGCCUCCAUCUGAAGUACCAUCCACAUCUAAGGUUGUUUGGGAGAAAUUUUCCCGACAGUCCAUUUUAGAGAAGAAACUGUAUCAUUACGGUACUUUCCCAGAGGGGUUCAACUGGGGAGUGGCGUCCUCAGCAUACCAGAUCGAAGGAGGCUGGAACGCAGAUGGGAAGGGUCGUAGUGUUUGGGACAAUUUCACUCAGAAUUCUAGUAACAUUCCUGGGAAUGCUAAUGGUGAUGUGGCCUGUGACAGCUACAACCGUUUAGACGAGGACCUGCAAAUGCUCAGGGCUCUGGAGGUCAAGUCCUACAGAUUCUCUCUGUCCUGGUCCAGAAUCUUUCCUGACGGUCUCCGCACUUCCCUCAACCAGAAAGGAGUUGACUACUAUAACAAGCUCAUUGACGGUCUCCUUGCUUCUAACAUCACCCCCAUGGUAACACUCUACCACUGGGACCUUCCUCAAGUCCUGCAAACCUUUCACGGCUGGGAAGAUAUCCAGAUGAUCAACAUCUUCAAUGACUACUGUGACUUCUGCUUCUCCACCUUUGGGGACAGAGUGAAGUUUUGGAUGACCUUCAACCAGCCCUAUACUAUCGCAUGGUCAGGAUAUGGUCUUGGGCUGAUCCCACCAAAUGAAGUGAAUCCUGGGUAUGGUCCAUAUAAAGUUGCUCAUAACCUUCUGAAGGCACAUGCCACGGUCUACCACACCUACGAUGACAAGUACCGUCAGUCCCAAGGAGGCUUGGUGUCCAUUGCCCUCAAUGCUGACUGGGCUGAACCCAAAGACAUCAACGUUCCUCGGGAGAUAGCUGCUGCUGAUCGAGCCCUUCAGUUCCAGCUGGGAUGGUUUGCACAUCCUAUCUUCAGGAAUGGAGAUUAUCCCGAUGCAAUGAAGUGGCAGGUGGGGAAUAAGAGUGAGCUCCAGGGUCUGACAGAUUCAAGGCUUCCAACUUUCACUGAAGAAGAAAAGGCCUUUAUCAAGGGAACUGCUGAUGUCUUCUGCAUUAACGCUUACACAACAAAGAUAGUUCGUCAUGUGACCGCCAGGCUCUCUCCUGAAUCCUACGACUUUGACCAGGACUUGGGAGAGGAGGAGGACAGUGACGCCCCCACAACUGCUAUCAGUAAACAGAGGGCGGUAGCAUGGGGCUUACGAAGGCUCCUCAACUGGAUCAAGGAAGAGUAUGGAGAUCCGGAAAUUUACAUCACAGAGAAUGGAGUUGCUACCGAUAAAGCAACCACUGUGGAUGACAUUGACCGGGUGUUCUACUACAAAACCUACGUGGAUGAAGCUUUGAAAGCUCAUAACCUAGACGGUGUGAAGGUGAGAGGAUACACUGCAGCAUCUCUGAUGGAUUCCUUUGAGUGGCUCAAUGGCUACACCGUAGGCUUUGGGCUGUACCAUGUAGACUUCACCCAACUAAGCCGUCCCAGGACUCCUAAACGCUCAGCGCUCUACUACAGUCAGGUGAUCAGGGACAACGGCUUUCCCCUCACCGAGGAUGAGAAGCCGCUGUAUGGACACUUCAGAAAGGACUUCAUCUGGAGCACAGCUAGUGCCGCUUACCAGAUUGAAGGAAAUUGGAGAGCACAAGGCAAAGGCCUUAGUAUCUGGGACAAGUAUACCCACACUGAAAAUAAAAUAGGUAACAAUGACAAUGGAGACAUUGCUUGUAACAGCUAUAACAAGAUCGAUGAGGAUAUUGCAGUGCUAAAGAAGUUAAAAGUAUCCAGCUAUCGCUUGUCCGUCUCCUGGCCAAGGGUGCUGCCUGAUGGUACCAACCAACGCAUCAAUGAAGCUGGCCUUGACUACUACCGGAGAUUGCUCGAUGCGUUGCUCGCUAACAACAUUCAACCUCAGGUCACCCUCUACCACUGGGACCUCCCUCAAGCCCUGCAAGAUGUCGGAGGUUGGGAGAACGAGACCAUCGUUGACCGCUACAGAGACUACGCUGACGUUCUCUUCAGUCGCCUCGGAAACCGUGUCAAAUUCUGGAUCACUCUGAACGAGCCCUACAUCGUUGCCCUACUGGGCUAUGGAGAUGGCGCAUUUGCUCCAGGUAUCACCAAAAAACAAUAUGUUGCAGCCCACAACCUGAUCAAGGCUCAUGCUGAAGCCUGGCAUCUGUAUAAUGACACGUACCGUGCAGAACAAGGUGGAGUCAUCUCCAUCACCGUCAACUCUGACUGGGCAGAACCACGAAACCCCAACAAGCAAGAGGACAUCGAUGCAGCCACACGCUACCUGCAGUUCUUCCUUGGCUGGUAUGCCCACCCCAUAUUCAUUGGAGAUUACCCUGAACUUAUGAAGACCAUCGUUCAUGAGAGCAGCAUGGCUGCUGGUUUGCCUCAAUCACGGCUUCCUGAGUUUACACCAGCAGAGGUGUUGAGGAUCAAGGGCACCCAUGAUUACUUUGGGCUGAACCACUACACCAGUGUGCUGGUGUUCAACAUUGACACUGGGAACCAACAGGACUAUUAUGGAGACAGGAGCACUGGAGUAAUAUCGGACCGCACUUGGAUCGAGUCAGGGUCCAACUGGCUGAGGAUCAGUCCGUUUGGAUUCCGGAGACUCCUCAAAUUCAUCAAAGACCAGUACGGAAACCCACCAGUAUACGUCACGGAGAACGGAAUCUCAGAGAGAGGCCAAGUGAAUCUGAAUGACGUCCACAGGAUCUACUACUAUGAGAACUACAUCAAUCAAGCUCUGAAAGCCUACCAGAUUGACAGGGUGGACCUCAGAGGUUAUACUGCCUGGUCUCUGAUGGAUAAUUUUGAGUGGGCUGCUGGUUACGCUGAGAGAUUUGGACUGUUCUUUGUAAAUCGUUCGGAUCCAAACCUUCCGCGCGUAGCAAAGAACUCUGCUUCUCGCUACGCCACCAUCGCCACCUGCAACGGUUUCCCUGACCCUGCAGAGGGACCACACGAGUGUUUGAACCCUGAACCCCAAGGUAGGGUUUCACCCUCCACCUCUCCUCCCCCACUGGUUGAGAAGGUCCAGUUCCUUGGUUUGGACCUCUCGUCUGGCGAUGCUGAAGUAGGUCUCUAUGUCAGCUUUGGAUUCCUCAUAACGACCACCAUUGCUGUCAUCGCUAUGGUGAUGGGACUCCUGAAGACAAAUAAGAAGAUGAAACAGAUAUCAAUGGAAACCAUGAGAAUGGACAGAAUGUGA